AUGGCCUCAUAUUUUCUUUUUUCUCUCCUUCCUUUUUCUUCUUUUUGGCUUUUUAUCGUUUUUUGCAAUGACUCCAGUGGUCAAACAUUAUCCACUUGGAACAUGAUCAACACAAACGAAGAAAAACUUAUUAUUUACCAGUUUCUAAAAUACGAAGCAACAAAAUCAAUAGCCGAAGAAAUGAUAUCUCAGACCUCAACGUUGAACAGUUACAACGUGUACAACACAAUAAUGGCAUCUAUCAAAACUCACGAACUGACUUACGCGCACCUCUUAACCCGCUUUUACCCAGAAUUAACAAAUGCAUGCUUACCAAUUAGAUAUUUAAGAGCAGACAAAAUUUGGCCGAUUAAUCCGUUAUAUAUGAGCCAUUUUUUGGCAGCUCAAAAAUAUCAGCCAAUAAAAAAGUAUACAAAAUCGAGUCAAGAUCAAGAUAGAAAUGAUCUUCAAAUAACGAAAAAUGAAUACAAAAGGCAUGGAUUGGAAAAUGUUGAUAUCCAAAACUGCGAUGAAAAUCAGUCGGCUACAAAUCUAACGUUGAAUAUAAAUUCUCAGAAUAGAAACAUUGGCGAGGAUGCUACCCACCAAUACGAGUCGUUUGCCAGCUCAUCAGAUUUAUCAGAACAGAAGCAUGACAGCGUGACGUAUGAAAAAACGGACAAGACAUUAUCUUCAGGAAAAAAAAAGUCCAGCACCGAAGGAUCUUCAUCAGAUUCUAAUUUUGGUAUAAGAGAAGAUACAAAAUAUAAACCUAAAAAAUCUGGCCAGGGCGGGUUCGUUCGCCGACCGUGGCAGUCCUCCCUAGGAUACGGUGGAGUUCUAAUGUCAUCUAAUGGUAAAAAACGAGUAUUGUGUUCGGCCUGUAAUAAAACAUUUUGCGAUAAAGGAGCGUUGAAAAUUCAUUAUAGUGCAGUGCACUUGAAAGAAAUGCAUCGCUGCACUAUAGAGGGAUGCAACAUGUUGUUUAGCUCUAGACGCAGCAGAAAUAGACACAGUGCAAAUCCUAACACCAAACUGCACAUGGAUAACAAAAGAAGAAAUCAAACAAACUUAUCAACAAUUUACCCUAACUUGGCUACAAACACCUGGCAUGACAGAUCGUCCGGUGGAAAAGCGUCAUCUAACGAUAUUACCAAUGAAGCCUACGAUAGCGAGCUGGCUGUAAGCGGCGAAGAAACGAGAAAAUUAAUAACAAAUGUUUCUUUUCAAAGAUAUUUUAACAAUUUACCUAAACAAAGUGUUGGAAGCACUGAAUUAAUGAAUGCAGGAUGCUCAACUAGCACUCUAUUCUCUUUCGGAAGAAACGGAAUCAGAUCUGAUAUGGUGACACCAUCAAGAUCGCCUUCUCAAUCACCACCGCGAAUUCCAAUUGUUAAAUGCCAUACGAAAUUCAGCACGGAGGAGAAGACCAAAUCAGAAAACAAAUGCUUUUCAUACUAUGCUAUUUCAUGCUUGCUAAACCAGAAGAAACACGAAACGAACAAAAACCAGGAUGUGCAGCCAAAUAAAAAACUAAAUGAAUUACGUCAUGAUUUUAACAAAAUCAGAAACCCAGAGACCGCUGAAAGGAUUUGGCAACACAACACAAAACUAUUACAACCUGAACAGUUUGGAAUGACUGUUAACGUGGAUUCAAAUUUGGAUUCGAACAUGACAAACGAAUCUUUUGUUUGUCAGAUAUCGGGAUGCAACGCAUCAUUCCCAUCAAAACGAAGUAGAGACAGGCACAGUUCCAACAUACUUCUUCAUAGAAAAUUGCUUUCAACAACAACUGAAACAUUUACCAGGGAAAUGGUUUCAGCGAAAUGGAACAAUCCUUACAUGCCAGAAGACGAGACAAUAAACGCCAAGCAAUCUAAAUUGAAACCUGAUUUCACUGUAAAUUGUUCCGGCGACGACAGCUAUCAUCAAAAUCAAAUAAAAAUAGAUGUAAAAGAUGAUGAAGGCCGUCAACCGAAUUCCAACAAAAGUUUAUAA
Messenger RNA from Helobdella robusta, 1977 nucleotides. RefSeq lists its product as hypothetical. The record is from RefSeq and is a predicted model, not a curated record. Gene Ontology annotation, cellular component: nucleus. NCBI's taxonomy places the organism in Eukaryota, Metazoa, Annelida, Clitellata, Rhynchobdellida, Glossiphoniidae. Gene Ontology annotation, biological process: regulation of DNA-templated transcription. The coding region runs from base 1 to 1977 and encodes 658 amino acids. The transcript has 2 exons.